UUCGACAUGUUCAAAGGAAAGUUCUACUGCUACGUCCCUGCGAUUUACUUCUUCAACGUCAACAUCCACACCUGGAACUUUAAAGAGACCUACCUGCACAUCAUCAGGAAUGACAAGGAGCAGGCCAUUGUGUACGCCCAGCCCAGCGAGAGGUCCAUCAUGCAAAGCCAGAGCCUUAUGUUGCCCCUUGAGCUCAGUGACGAGGUGUGGGUCCGGCUGUACAAGAGGGAGAGGGAGAACGCUGUGUAUAGUGACGAUGUGGAUGUGUACAUCACCUUCAACGGAUACCUCAUCAAGCCCACCUUGGAGUGAGAUGACCUGCUGGGUCGUGUUCGGUAGGCACAAAAUGGAAGAAAACGCCCUAAACAGAGU
Oncorhynchus masou masou (cherry salmon) is the source of this 372-nucleotide messenger RNA. Its product is annotated as complement C1q tumor necrosis factor-related protein 1-like. The record is from RefSeq and is a predicted model, not a curated record. Gene Ontology annotation, molecular function: protein binding. The transcript has a single exon. Bases 7 to 312 code for a protein of 101 amino acids. Lineage: Eukaryota; Metazoa; Chordata; Actinopteri; Salmoniformes; Salmonidae.